GGCGCUCACUGCCGCACAGCCUCGCUGACGCGCGAUGCCUCGAUUCACCGUCCACAUCCGAGAUGAAUGGCUGGCGGUGUCCUGCCGGGACACCUCCAACACCAUCCAGUGGCUCGGACAGGAAGCCCUGAAACGGUACAUGAAGAACAAGCCGGACAACGGUGGCAUCGGGUCUGUGAAAGAGACGCGCUUCUUUGUGCGCAGGUGCCAAGGUUUGGGUUUGUUGGACGCAGAGGACACCAUCGAUGAUGUGCUGGAGGAUAAUGACUUUGUUGAGCUUGCUAUCGAAGGAGACACUAUGUCUUCAGACUUUAUUCCCUGUGAGCCUGGAGUUUCUAAUAUCACAGCAGCAUAUAAAGAACCUGCAGAAUACAUUAGUUUGGAUGGCAACAGCCUGACCUCCACAGAUCUGGUCAAUUUAGGCCGAGGACUCUACAAGAUAAAGCUGACUGAAGAGGCAGAGAGAAAAGUUGUGCAAUCACGAGAACUUUUGGACACCAUUGUCAAAGAAAACAAAGUCGUUUAUGGAAUCACGACAGGUUUUGGCAAAUUUGCCCGAACCGUCAUCCCUGUCAGCAAGCUCAAGGAGCUCCAGGAAAACUUGGUGCGGUCCCACUCGGCAGGGCUGGGGAACCCGCUGAGCCCUGAGAGGACCCGCAUGCUGCUCGCUCUGCGGAUCAAUGUUUUAGCUAAAGGCUACAGCGGGAUUUCUCUGGAAACCCUUCAAGCCAUGAUCCAAGCCUUCAAUGCUUCCUGCCUGUCCUUCGUUCCAGAGAAGGGAACUGUUGGAGCAAGUGGAGACUUGGCCCCCCUCUCACACCUCGCAUUGGGACUGAUGGGGGAGGGGAAAAUGUGGUCCCCCAAGAGCGGAUGGGCAGAUGCCAAAUAUGUCCUGGAGGCCCACGGACUAAAGCCAAUAUCUCUGAAACCCAAAGAGGGCCUUGCUCUGAUCAACGGUACCCAGAUGAUCACCUCUUUAGGAGCCGAGGCUGUGGAGCGCGCCCAGGCCAUCGCCCAGCAGGCGGACAUCGUCGCCGCUCUUACUCUGGAGGUGCUGAAGGGAACCACUAAGGCCUUUGACAGCGACAUCCAUUCCCUGCGACCCCACCCAGGACAGACGGAGGUCGCGCUACGCUUUCGCUCGCUGCUGGACUCUGAUCACCAUCCAUCUGAGAUUGCAGAGAGCCACAGGUUCUGUGACAGAGUCCAGGACGCCUACACCAUGCGCUGCUGUCCUCAGGUCCAUGGAAUCGCAAAUGACACCAUAAAGUUUGUGCAGAACAUCAUCAACACAGAAAUCAACAGCGCAACGGACAACCCUAUGGUAUUUGCAGAACGAGGUGAAACCAUUUCAGGUGGGAACUUCCAUGGAGAAUAUCCAGCAAAGGCUCUAGACUUUCUAUGCAUCGCUGUCCAUGAGCUGGCUUCCAUCAGUGAAAGGAGGAUCGAGAGGUUAUGUAACCCCUCCCUGAGCGAGCUGCCUGCCUUCCUUGUGAACGAGGGGGGCCUCAACUCAGGGUUCAUGAUUGCUCACUGCACUGCUGCUUCUUUAGUUUCAGAAAACAAAGUUUUAUGCCAUCCUUCGUCUGUGGACUCCUUGUCCACAAGUGCAGCUACAGAAGACCAUGUUUCCAUGGGAGGCUGGGCCGCUCGGAAAGCUCUGAGGGUGGUGGAGCACGUGGAGCAAGUGCUUGCCAUAGAGCUGCUAGCCGCCUGUCAGGGUAUCGAAUUCCUCCGUCCGCUCCGUACCACCACCCCCCUGGAAAAGGUCUAUGACCUGGUGCGUUCGGUUGUCAGGCCCUGGAUUAAAGACCGGUUCAUGUCUCCAGACAUCGAAGCCGUUCACCGUCUCCUAGUUGACCAGAAGGUGUGGAACGUGGCCAAGCCUUACAUUGACAAGUAUCAGAGAGAAUAUGUCCCAGAGUCUCGACCCUGUUCUCCCACCGCCUUUUCCUUGGACACCCCAGCAUCACCCAGGAAGCGUUUCCGUCAUGAGUGAAACGGGCCCUAAAAUUCAGUUACUUGGAAUCAUAACCAAGGAGCAUAAUGAGGAUGAAUUAUUGGUAAAACCCUGUAAAGUUCCUCAUUUGACAGUCAGAUUUGUUCCUAACUCUGCAACACACAUUACCGUUGGCUUAUUUCUCUUGGAAAUGAUCAUCUGUUGAACAUCUUUAUAUUUUUCCCUACCAUACAGAAAUAAAACCUGUAUUCCUCACGCUUACUGUUGCUAAUGCAGUUUUUAUAGCUUCUUUACUUUUUCAUCUUUUAAAGGGACAUUGUGUAACAAUUUCUCUUUUUUACCGCCUGAAAUCGAUGACCUGCACUAAUAAUCAGAUGCAUUUUCAAAAGCCAACAAUUUUAGUUAGUUUAUACAUAAGGCUGAUCAUCUGUUUGCAAAGCGCCAUGACAGUUUGUCAUCGUGAAUCUAAAGACGCUGGCGACGAACAAAGUAGCAGUAACGCACGGAAUAACAGCAUGUAGCUAAGAGGCGAUAGUGAAGAUAAUCUGGAGAUGCUAACCCAACAACUUCUGAAGGACUGUAGCACAAUGCAGGACCAUGCAUGUGCAGCAGCACAAAAAAAUCCCCAAGAAAGUGGAAAAGAAUAAGACAUUUAAAACGACUGUAACCUGUACUGCUUUAUGAAUCAUGAGGGAUGGAUGGAUGAUGAUCUAUCCAUCAUCAUCCAUCCUGCCUACCAUAGAAAGCAUAACAGUAGAUCCUGCAAACAUACAUUGCUUGUAUAGAAUGGUAGGUUCACAAAGCCUACCAGCAAAGCUAAAUGUGUUAAAUGUGAGUUUAAAGGAAUAGUACACCCAAAACAUGAUUAGCCUUCAUUUUCUACUCACCCCCAUGCUGAA
Cyprinodon variegatus (sheepshead minnow) is the source of this 2859-nucleotide messenger RNA. RefSeq names its product histidine ammonia-lyase (gene hal). Gene Ontology annotation, cellular component: cytoplasm. Gene Ontology annotation, molecular function: histidine ammonia-lyase activity. The record is from RefSeq and is a predicted model, not a curated record. Gene Ontology annotation, biological process: L-histidine catabolic process. NCBI's taxonomy places the organism in Eukaryota, Metazoa, Chordata, Actinopteri, Cyprinodontiformes, Cyprinodontidae. The coding region runs from base 35 to 1999 and encodes 654 amino acids. The transcript has 20 exons.